AUGGAGUCUGAUCUCCAUAGUCACAAAGAACCCGAUUUUUCCUUAAAUGAAUCCGCUAACUAUGCCGCCACAAUGGGACCUCAUUCCAAUAUAGUUUAUGGACCAAUCGUACUCUGUUUGGUCAUAACUAGCUUGAUUGAAAAUGUGUUCUUUGUCCUCCUCACAAUCAAACCGCUGCACCGACUCUGUGCUCUACGUCGACGACGUCAGAGGUUCGCAUUUCUGGCACGAACACGUGCAAACAUUACGUCAUUGGCCUAUUCCCUUCAAAGCACCGUUAUGCCAUUCCCAAUUCAGGUAUCCACUCCAAAUCCAGAUUUCGAACACUUCAAUAAGCAGAAUGAGGAACGACUUGCCAUUCCACAUGCGAUAGCGCCAUAUCAGAGGCACUAUUGUCGCCAUCGCGGUGUAUCAGCAGAAUCCUAUGAUAUCUGUCGAUAUCACUCACUGCAUAGGUAUACUUUCUACUAUUUCAGUAGUCUCUGCAUUUCGAUCACUCUAUUAAUGUGUGCAACUCUCCUAAAUGUGCUGAUUGAAUUCAAUGAAUGCAAGGACAGUUCUGUGGUUAUUGAUGUGCGACAUACUGUUCAAUGCCUCCUGGCGGAAGUUUCAAUCACCGCCCUUAUUAUGGUGAUGUCAUUCAGUCUUGUUCAAUUAACAACUGACCGGUUCAUAGCUAUCUGCCACCCUUUUCACUAUUGGAGAAUCAUGUCAUCCUGGAAAUGUUUACUUGUCAUUGGCGUAUGCUGGGGAGUAUCGAUCGUUUUUGCCCUCAUUCCAUAUAUACAUCUGCGAUUCAAUAGCAAAGAAUUGACCAAAGGUUUACAGUACUGUUUCCUGGUUGGUAUACAAGGAUUCAAUGGAUUUUACAUGUAUGCCUACGCCUAUAUUGCCAUUGUAUUUAUCAUUCCGUUAUGCUUUAUUCUACUGGCUUACACCAAAAUCCACCAAGUUGCAAAUCGAUCGGCCGAUGCACAUGAGGAAAACCAUGUGAGAUAUCUCCGCCGAGGCAGUGAAGUUCAAUCACUCUCUGACUCCGUGAUAGCGUUGAAAAAUCAUCAUGUUCAAUGUCAAAACUGUCAAAAGGAUUAUCUAGAGCCCUCGCAGAUGGCUUCAUUAUCACUGAAUUCUCGUGGUCGACCCUUUAGUAACUUCAUCUCAUCUGCUUAUAGUUCGGAAGGGGAGAGUAGGGUUGGAGUGCAGUAUUUGAACGACUAUCUCAGACGUGCAAAAGCUGCAAAAUCAGCUGUGCUAAUAGUUUGCAGCUUCUAUGGCCUAAUCUUACCCUACAUGUGCAUGAUCUUCUUUCAAUCCAUACUGGUGGAAUUUUUGGAAUGUGAAUGUCUGUGGUUAGCAGGACUUGAAGCGGUCAGCAUAAUUCUCGUAUAUGCCGCUACCAUUAUAACCCCAGUAACUUACGCUCUACGAGAUGGUGCCCUCAGGAAGCGGCUCGACUGCUUCUUCCGUAAUAUCAAAGUAACGUGUGCAAAGAAGAACAUUCCAGUGUUUUCAUAA
Molecule: messenger RNA, 1515 nt
Organism: Rodentolepis nana
Lineage: Eukaryota; Metazoa; Platyhelminthes; Cestoda; Cyclophyllidea; Hymenolepididae
Source: the annotation of a GenBank genome assembly